Messenger RNA from Fusarium vanettenii 77-13-4, 1704 nucleotides. RefSeq lists its product as uncharacterized. Bases 1 to 1704 code for a protein of 567 amino acids. Gene Ontology annotation, cellular component: vacuole; cell wall; beta-galactosidase complex. Lineage: Eukaryota; Fungi; Ascomycota; Sordariomycetes; Hypocreales; Nectriaceae. The record is from RefSeq and is a predicted model, not a curated record. Gene Ontology annotation, biological process: carbohydrate metabolic process. Gene Ontology annotation, molecular function: beta-galactosidase activity. The transcript has a single exon.
AUGCAGCCAGCUCAGGACAUCCCCCAUCUACGGAAGACUGUGAACUCCCACCAGCUCAUCGUCAAGGGCAAGCCGUUCCUAUGCCUCGGUGGUGAACUGCACAACUCUAGCAUGUCCAACGCCGAGUUCAUGAGGGGCGUGUGGCCAAACAUGAAGGCAAUGAACGUCAACGCGUUGCUUGGUGGAGUUCACUGGGAGAUGAUUGAGCCCACCGAGGGUAACUUCGACUUCUCGGAGCUCGAUCAGAUGAUUCUGGAUGCCCGGGGACACGGUCUCCACCUCGUCCUUCUCUGGUUUGGCAGCUUCAAGAAUGCUCGGAGCACCUACGUCCCUGCCUGGGUCAAGAAGGACCACAAGCGCUUCCCCCGCAUCCACGCCGAGGUAGACCGCAAGAAGGAAACUCUCGAGCUUCUCUCCCCCUUCCACUCACGGUCAUGGGAGGCAGAUGCCAAGGCAUUCGCCACCCUGAUGCGCCAUAUCCGUGAGUUCGAUGGCGACCACAGCACCGUCAUCAUGGUGCAGGUCGAAAACGAAACCGGCCUGCUCGGCGACUCAAGAGACAGAUCGCCCCUGGCCAAUAAGCUCUUCAGCGAGCCCAUCCCAGAGGACCUUUUGAACCAUUUGAAGUCCUCCGCCGGGCACCCCAGGUUCCAGAAGCGUUUCCCCGGGUUUUCCAACGUCUCAGCAGGCGCAACUUGGGAGCAGGCCUUCGGCAAGGGCCUCGGAGCUGAAGAAGCCUUCAUGGCGCAUGGCUUCUCAAACUACAUUGGCCAGGUUGCCGCUGCCGGCAAAGCUGAAUAUCCCAUCCCCUUCUACACCAACACGUGGAUCAGCUUUGAUGAGCCCAGUACGCUGGACCUCUCUGCCUCUCUUGGCCCCCACAGAUCGCUCGUCGCUGCCGGAGGCGUCAAGCCCGGUAUGUAUCCCUCCGGCGGUCCUUACCCCCAGGUCAUGGAUAUCUGGAAGUUCAACGCUCCUGCCCUUGACUUCCUUUCCCCUGACGUCUACUUCCAUAAUUACGAAUGGGUGUGCCAGCAGUACCGGUACCAGAACCAACCCCUUUUCAUCCCGGAGCAGAAGCGUGACGAAGCCGGCGCCCGCAGGGUCUUUCUCGCAUUCGGCACGUACGGCGCGAUGGGGUGCUCGCCUUUCGGCAUCGACACGCUCGAGGCCGCGACAAGCCCGAUGACUAGAGUAUACGGACUGUUGCAGUCGAUGAGCAAAUACAUUCUCGAUGCGCAAGCCAAUCGUCCGGAUGAUAUCACCGGGUUCUUCUUCGAUGAACACAAGGACGAGGAGGAUGAGCCAGAGAAGUGGGUCAAGGUCUUUGGCGACUUUGAAUUGACCAUUGUGAGGUCAUUUGUAUUUGGCAAGCCGGGACCUGGAUGCGGUAUCAUUAUUCACCAGGGCGACGGCAAGUUCCUACUGCUCGGUUGGGGCUACCAGGUCAUUUUCAGGAGUACUAACCCCAAGUCCACUUUCGCUGGUAUCCUCAAUUGCGCGGAGAAGAUUGUCGAUGGUGACGGCAACCUCACUACAGGCCGUGUGAUGAAUGGCGACGAGACCCGCCAUGGAGAGUUCUAUAUCAUGCCUAACGAGGACCCUGACUAUGGCGGCUUCCCCAUUGCAGUCACUAUCCCUGCCAAGACUGCCAUUGCAGAGGUUGUUGCUUACAGCCUGGAGGAGGAUGAGGAUGAGCUAUGA